CGCUGGGCAGGGCUGAGGCCCAGGAUGCCCAGACUGCUGCUGGCCGCCGCUGCCCUGCUCCUCUCCGGCUGGGCCCCGCUGCCGGCCGAGGCCAGCUCCUGGUGGUCGUUAGCUCUGAACCCAGUGCAGAGACCCGAGAUGUUUAUCAUCGGUGCCCAGCCUGUGUGCAGUCAGCUUCCGGGGCUCUCUCCCGGCCAGAGGAAACUGUGCCAACUGUACCAGGAGCACAUGGCCUACAUAGGGGAGGGCGCCAAGACGGGCAUCAAGGAGUGCCAGUACCAAUUCCGGCAGAGGCGGUGGAACUGCAGCACGGUAGACGACACAUCUGUCUUCGGGAGAGUCAUGCAGAUAGGCAGCCGGGAGACGGCCUUCGCCUACGCCGUGAGCGCGGCCGGGGUGGUCCACGCCGUCAGCCGCGCGUGCCGCGAGGGCGAGCUGUCCACGUGCGGCUGCAGCCGGGCCGCGCGGCCCCGGGACCUGCCCCGGGACUGGCUGUGGGGCGGCUGCGGCGACAACGUCGAGUACGGCUACCGCUUCGCCAAGGAGUUCGUGGACGCCCGCGAGCGGGAGAAGAACUUCGCCAGAGGGUCCGAGGAGCAGGGCCGCGUGCUCAUGAACCUGCAGAACAACGAGGCGGGCCGCAGGGCUGUGUACAAGAUGGCAGACGUGGCCUGCAAGUGCCACGGUGUCUCGGGGUCCUGCAGCCUCAAGACCUGCUGGCUGCAGCUGGCCGAGUUCCGCAAGGUGGGCGACCAGCUGAAGGAGAAGUACGACAGCGCGGCGGCCAUGCGCGUCACCCGCAAGGGCAAGCUGGAGCUGGUCAACAGCCGCUUCAACCCGCCCACCCCGGAGGACCUGGUCUACGUGGACCCCAGCCCCGACUACUGCCUGCGCAAUGAGACCACCGGCUCCCUGGGCACCCAGGGCCGCCUGUGCAACAAGACCUCGGAGGGCAUGGACGGCUGCGAGCUCAUGUGCUGCGGCCGCGGCUACGACCAGUUCAAGAGCACGCAGGUGGAGCGCUGCCACUGCAAGUUCCACUGGUGCUGCUACGUCAAGUGCAGGAAGUGCACCGAGGUCGUCGACCAGUACGUCUGCAAGUAG
Sorex fumeus (smoky shrew) is the source of this 1104-nucleotide messenger RNA. RefSeq names its product Wnt family member 5B (gene WNT5B). Gene Ontology annotation, biological process: neuron differentiation; canonical Wnt signaling pathway; cell fate commitment. The record is from RefSeq and is a predicted model, not a curated record. The transcript is spliced from 4 exons. Gene Ontology annotation, cellular component: extracellular region. Gene Ontology annotation, molecular function: cytokine activity; frizzled binding. Lineage: Eukaryota; Metazoa; Chordata; Mammalia; Eulipotyphla; Soricidae. The coding region runs from base 25 to 1104 and encodes 359 amino acids.